UAACGUUAAAGAAAAUAGUGAUAGAUCUCUUGUCCCAUUUAUGAAAGUUAUCGACCAAGGACCAAUAUCUUAUCAUGCUUAUCGUAAACUAGCUGCAAUUCAGCAUGAAUUACCACGAGCAUAUGAAAUUUCGGAUACCGAAAAAGAUAUUAACCAAGAAAUGAGCAUCCAAAUAUCUAUUUUUACCCUAAAUAUUGAAAAUAUGUCUCUUGAAACUUCUGAUGUUGAUCUAGAUAGGAUAAAA
Messenger RNA from Racocetra fulgida, 244 nucleotides. NCBI's taxonomy places the organism in Eukaryota, Fungi, Glomeromycota, Glomeromycetes, Diversisporales, Gigasporaceae. The record is from the annotation of a GenBank genome assembly.